GCUGACAGACUUGCUCGCGCCAUAACCUCCCCACCGGAGGACAUCACGUGGGGAACCUUAUUGCUGGGGGAAAAAACGAAGUGUUUCUCUGACUUGACAGUGGAUAACCCUUGAAGAAUGGAUUCCAGGAAGAUCAUAGAGAUCCUCAGGGGCACCAUAGACCCCAAUCUGCGCCAACAGGCCGAGGACGAGCUGGCAGAAAUAAAAAAGAUCAUUGGGUUCACCCCAGCUUUGCUUCAAGUGGUUAUGAUGGGGGACCUAGACAUGCCAGUUCGUCAGGCUGGAGUUAUCUACUUGAAGAAUAUGAUAGCACAGUACUGGAAAGAUGCAGAAUACGAGACUGGGGAACCCAUCCCUUUUCACAUUCAUGAACAGGAUCGUGCCAUGAUAAGGGAGGCCAUUGUAGAUGCUGUUGUUCAUGCACCUGAUCUUGUAAGAGUUCAGCUUGCCGUAUGUACUUGCCAAAUGGUGAAACAUGAUUUCCCUGGUAGAUGGACAACAAUUGUUGACAAAAUCAGUAUAUACCUCCAAAAUCCAGACACAAAUUUAUGGAAUGGUAGUCUUCUAUGUCUUUAUCAACUCGUAAAGAAUUUUGAAUAUAAAAAGAAAGAAGAUAGGGGCCCGUUACAUGAAGCUAUGAGAAUGUUACUUCCAAUGUGUUAUGAAAGAGUUGUGCACCUAAUGCCAGAUCCAUCAGAGCACUCGACGCUAUUACAAAAACUUAUACUUAAAAUAUUUUAUGCACUAACUCAGUAUCACUUGCCCUUGGAAUUAUUAACUCGAGAUGUCUUCACAAGAUGGAUGGAAGUGGUACUUCAGAUAGCAGACCGCCCUGUACCUGAUCAGACCUUGCAGGUAGAUGAGGAAGAAAGACCGGACCUGCCUUGGUGGAAGAUAAAGAAAUGGGCGCUGCAUAUUCUUGCUAGGUUAUUUGAAAGAUACGGUUGUCCAAGCACUGCACACAAAGAAUAUAAACAGUUUGCAGAGUGGUUCAUCAAGACCUUCUCACAAGGAAUACUUCAAGUCCUUCUAAAAAUACUAGACAAUUAUCGCAACAAAGUGUAUAUUUCACCUAGGGUCUUACAACAAACACUUAAUUAUUUAGAGCAAGGGGUUGGCCAGUCAGUAGCAUGGAAACUACUGAAGCCACAUAUGUUGUCAGUGAUACAGGAUGUGCUUUUCCCUCUAAUGUGUUAUUCAGAUGCUGACCAAGAGCUCUGGAACUCCGAUCCAUAUGAAUAUGUUAGAGUUAAAUUUGAUAUCUACGAGGACUUAGUUUCUCCAGUGACAGCAGCACAGACGCUUUUGCUUUCUACAGUAAGGAAGAGGAAAGAGAUGUUAGAGAAAACUAUGAUUUUCUUGAUGCAGGUCUUGACCUCGCCAAAUGUAGAUCCAAGGCAUAAGGAUGGUGUCAUGCAUAUGAUUGGCACAAUGGGUGGCGUACUACUUAAAAAGAAGAUAUACAAAGAUCAAAUGGAAAAUAUGAUAGCGCAAUAUGUCUUCCCUGAAUUUCAGAGUCCAUAUGGCUUCAUGAGAGCAAGGGCAUGUUGGAUACUACAAAACUUCGAUGAAAUCAAAUUCAAGUCUGACCAGAACAUACUCGCAGCUAUGAACUGUAUUCAGAAUGCCCUACUUAAUGACAACGACCUCCCUGUUAAAGUAGAGGCAGCAAUGGCCUUGUCUGCAUUCCUUGCCUCACAGAAUAAGGCAGAGAAGAUUGUAGAACCUAAUAUACAACCAAUUGUUCAAGAGUUACUUAAAGUAAUUAAGGAAACUGAGAAUGAUGAUCUUACAAAUGUGAUGUGUAAGAUUGUGACAACAUACACAGAACAGCUGAUUCCUAUUGCAGUGGAGAUGUGCACCCAGCUAGCUGCUACAUUCCAACAGGUUGUAGACUCAGAAGAUGGUGCAGAAGAGAAGGCCAUUACAGCAAUGGGCCUGUUGAGUACGAUAGAAACAUUAAUCAAUUGUAUGGAGGAGAACCCAGAGAUUAUGGUUCAAAUUGAGCCCAUCACUCUACAAGUUGUUGGACUUAUUCUUGGCAAAAAUGUUAUGGAAUUCUAUGAAGAAGCUCUUGCUUUGAUAUACAGUUUAACCAGCACAAGAAUAUCACCAGACUUAUGGAAGUGCUUUGAAAUGAUGUAUCAGAUGUUUAAAAAUGAUGGCUUUGACUACUUCACCGAGAUGAUGCCUGCUCUUCACAACUAUAUAACUGUUGACACUGAAGCAUUCUUAAGUAAUGAAGCACAUGUCUUAGCAGUAUGUGAAAUGUGCAGAACUAUUUUAACUCAGGACUCUGGCGAGGAUGACGAGUGUCAUGCUGCCAAGUUAUUAGAAGUUGUAGUUCUUCAAUGUGAGGGGAGAAUAAAUAUGUGUCUUGGUUCCAUCAUACAGUUAGUUGUUGAAAGGUUAUUGCGUGAGGUUAAAACUACUGAGCUACGAACUAUGUUAUUGCAGGUGGUCAUAGCUACAUUGUAUACUGCACCCGAUGCAUUACUUCAGGUGCUUGAGUCAACCACGUUACCAAAUACUACUACUACACUUACUUCUCAUUUCAUCAAACAGUGGAUACAUGAUUCAGACUGUUUUCUUGGUCUGCAUGAUCGCAAGAUUUGUGUGUUAGGGAUGUGCACACUUCUGCAACUUGGGCCAGAACGUCUUGGAGUAUUAGAAGAAUGCCAUAAAGAAAUUUUACCUGCUAUGAUUUUACUCUUCCAAGGAUUGAAAAGAGCAUAUGCUGCUAAAGCUGCCGAAGAAGAUGAUGACGACGAUGAUGAUGAUGAUGACGACGAUGAUCUAGAACACGAAGUGUUAGAAAGUGAUGAGGAUGAAAUUGAUGACGCUGGGGACGAGUAUUUAGAAAAGCUAGAAGAAAAAGUUAAUAAAGCUGCAGGUGGGGGACCAUUCCCAAUGACGACAACGAUUCAGGAUGAUGAUGAUGAUGACGACGACGAUGCAUUGGAUGAUGAGCUAGAUGAAACUGCUCUAGAAUCCUUUACGACGCCCUUAGAUAAAGAAGAAUGUGAAGUAGACGAAUAUUGGAUUUUCAAAGAAGUUAUGCAUAACAUAGAAUCUAAUGCUCAUCCAUGGUAUCAGGCAUUAACUGCACAUUUAAAUGAAGACCAGCGUAAAGCCAUACAGGAGAUUGCCACUUUGGCUGAUCAGAGGCGUGCUGCAGCCCAGAGUAAAAAAAUUCAGCAGAGUGGAGGAUACAACUUCCAACAAACUUCAGUACCUUCAAGUUUCAACUUCGGUGGAUCUUUUGGCUCUUAAUUGCGCUACGUGAAGAUUUAGUGUUGCACUUUUUGUUGUUCUCAGUGCCUUAAACAUUUGUGGUAGGCAUGUAAUUGGGGGUGUUUCAAAUUUAGCAUACACUGUAUAUAUUUAAAAUUGAAAAUAUCAUUAUUUGCAUGUAAUAGUUUUUUCAAUUAAUGAAUUUUUAAAAUACUAGGGCUUCACAAAUACGUCUUAUCCAAUUUAUUUUUACUGCCCACACCCCUUUCCUAUGUAAGUUGUAAUAGGUAAAUGAAAGUUAGCAACUAAUCAUGUUCAUUGGAGGCAAUUAUCAUUAUUGUUUCAAGUAGUAGUGGAAAAUACUUCAAUUUAAACAUCCAAUGUCUGUUGUUGCUCCUCUUCCACUUCGGCUGCCUAUACUCUUCAGUUUUUUUCAUUUUAUGGCCACUGUGGCUAUUUAGUCCACAAUUACUGUCCCAACUGGAGCACAGGAGUGAUCUAUGUACAAAAGAACAGCCCAGCCUCUGUGUUAAUGUUGGCCAUCUGAGACUAUGGUCAGAAUGCCUGGAAGACAGCAGCCGUGGCUGUGUAGUGUGGAGGAGACCACUGUUAGAAAUACAGUUAAAUCUGUAGGUCGGUGUGCUCUGAGGUGCAGGGCUGUUCUCCUUAAUCCCUGGGGUAGAUCCAGGAGAGACUUUAUCAUUUAGCUUUUGUCUUCAUUUUUGUAUUAACUCUCAGUGCUUGUUGUUCUGGCAUUAUGUCAGGUUUAUUUAUUUUUUGACACUUGCUUCUUAGUAGUCCCUCAAUCAUGUGCCCCCCCCCCCCCCCCUCCCCCCAGAAGAUCUUUUAAGACUAGUCUCUUGUUGAACUGUAGAUGUCUUCCUCUGUACAGGCCAAAUGUAGUGAGCUUAUUCAAGGAACUAAGAUGUGUAUUUGUUGUCAGGUAGUUAGUGGUGUGGAGGAUUGACAAAUAGAACUUCAGAUCAAAAUAUGAAAAGGUUAAAAAGUUGACUCUGGGUCUGCCCCUUCCUUUAUUUCAAAUCAAAAUUUUGUUGAAUUUGGCUUAUUUAUUUUUUUGAGAGCAGCAUGUGAGCAUUUAGCUUUUGACUCCUAAGGAUAUAAUGAUAAUGGUAAUUUAUUUCAUGCAAUAUAGGCCCAUUUUAAGUAAUUCAAGAGUUGUAUUUUUUUUCUCCAUUAAUGAAUAUUGCUUAAGUAUUGAAGAUUGAAGUGAAUUUGAACUUUUAAGUAAGUAAUAAAGGGAAUUUUGAAAGUGGAAAGAAUGCUUUGGAUAUUGUAAAUAACUGUAUGUGGCACUCAGGUGAUUUUGUCUUAAAAGUAGUUCUGUACCAGCAGCUUUUGGAAAAACUUCACGUACAUCAUUUGGGUUCUACAUAAUUUUUCAUUAUACAUUUUUUUUUUAAUACUUUGAGGAAGUCUAAGUAUGCUUUAGUAGCUCUUGACCUCAAAAUCCAUUAGAGUAGUAGAUUUGAAAAGUUAGUAUUUGAUGUUCAAGUUUUUUUUACUUUGUAAAGUUUGCCAUACAACAACUCUAUUCAUCUUCAUGGUUUUGAGGCUCAGGAAUAUUUUUCCUAGCAGCUAUUCUUUAAUUUUUUUAUAUUUCAUAAGGUUCAUUAAUGUCUCAGAAUUAGGAGCUACACAACCAGUGAUUCUAGUCCCAAUGUAAAACAAGUUACUGUUGAGCUUCUUGACUGAUUUUUUUUAAUUUAUUUUUUUUUAUAUAUAUUUUAAGUAUUUGAACUGUUUUGGAAGGGAAGAUAAUGUUGUUAAAAUUCUCUCAUGUAGUUUGUUGUUAGUGUCAGGAUUUCCCUUUCACAAUGAGCACGGGUGAUUAUUGUUAUGUGUCUUAUCAUGAUUAUUUUUCCAGGAAGCUUAGCAUAACCUAUGUGUUUUUUUUGUUUUGUUUUUUUUUAUGUUUAGCAAAGAAGACUCAUAAAAGGCACCCUCUGAUCCUGCUUAGGUGGUGCUGACUUAUGAUAUUUUUCAGAGGCCAUCUGUGAUAAUUUUCUUUUUUGACAUACUACAAAAGAAAAAAAAAAUUAUUUUCUUGAAAGAUGUUCUACUGUGUGGGGACACCUAAAGGUAUAGGUUAUUUUGAGAGUAGUGUUCUGUCGUUGACACUACUCUGUACAUUGUCAUAGUGUCCAAUACUGUAGAUAUUUGCUCAAAAAAGCAAAAAAAAUAUAUAUAUAGCAUUAUUAUUAGUGUUGCCUUUCAUGGGCAAUGUAACUGUGGAGUGCACACUUUCCCUGCAAUGAAAGUGUCACAGUGGCCUUGGCCUGCAAUAGCGUUGCUAUGGGCCUGUCUGUAAAUACAAAGGUUAUUGUAAGUAGGAGAGAUUUAUAUUUUUGUAUAGCAAUAUUUGCCACCCCAGCGGAGACAACUAGCGUUGCUAGUCACCGUAACUUGACCUCCAUUAGCUGUUGCUAUGGGUCCAGUGCUAUCCCUGCCUCGUUUGGUUGGUCUCUGGAGCUCAGUACCUUUCUAACUUUUGGGUUGAUUCUUGAACCUUUGAUAUAAUGAAGAUUUGGCCUUAUCCAUUAAAUAUUUUUGUGAUAAUUAUAGGUAGAUUUUUAUUCAAUGUGUUGAUAGUUAUUAAUAGUACUUCAUCUGUAUAUUUGUCAUCCAUUUGUCAUCUCCAGUUUAUAAUACAUCAUGUCUUUUUGAGAGUAGGGCCGAGAGAUUCUGUUAUUUACUUUAUAGUGGUUUAUUUGUAAAAAUGGAAUUAUUCUAACUAUAAAUGCUUGUCAUCAAUAAUAAUCACCUAUAUAUUUAGACUUGUGUUCAAGGUGUUUUAAGUUUUCAGAUGUUUGUAAAUCUUUUACUGUAUUAAGAAGGCACAUUUUCAAGUUGUUCCUGAUAGUUGAUGUUUAGUACUGAAUGCCGAGGCAUGACUAGCCAUUAUGGUGGGGGUGUGGCUACCCUCACUUGCGCGAUAUUACUAGCUGUGCUAAGAGUCGCACUAUUUAUUUUUUUGUUGUUAGUCAUUUUUUAUGCUUAUGCCGCCUCAGUUCAGUCUGAGAAAAGUUCGAUUCACUUGAACAUUCUUUUACUCAUAACCUUGUUAUCAUAAUUUCAUGUCCUCAUCUUGAGAGAUGUCUUGAAUAUCAUAUUUCAUUUUAUAUAGGAUUCUUCUCAGCCCAUUGUGGCAGUUUAAGAAUCUUUGUCAUGUUGCUUUAAUAAAAUGAAAUUAUAAUU
Messenger RNA from Macrobrachium nipponense, 6450 nucleotides. RefSeq names its product importin-7-like (gene msk). The transcript has 22 exons. The record is from RefSeq and is a predicted model, not a curated record. Gene Ontology annotation, biological process: protein import into nucleus. Bases 118 to 3273 code for a protein of 1051 amino acids. Gene Ontology annotation, molecular function: small GTPase binding. Lineage: Eukaryota; Metazoa; Arthropoda; Malacostraca; Decapoda; Palaemonidae. Gene Ontology annotation, cellular component: nuclear envelope; cytosol.